Marmota flaviventris (yellow-bellied marmot) is the source of this 5022-nucleotide messenger RNA. It is a transcript of the gene Slc37a2, whose product is annotated as solute carrier family 37 member 2. The record is from RefSeq and is a predicted model, not a curated record. NCBI's taxonomy places the organism in Eukaryota, Metazoa, Chordata, Mammalia, Rodentia, Sciuridae. Gene Ontology annotation, biological process: phosphate ion transmembrane transport; glucose-6-phosphate transport. Gene Ontology annotation, cellular component: endoplasmic reticulum membrane. Gene Ontology annotation, molecular function: glucose 6-phosphate:phosphate antiporter activity.
UGUGCUCUGCCGGGCUCCGAGGGCGGUCAGGUGCAAAGGGGCGGAGGCUCUAGUGCUCUGGCAGUGCGUUCGGGGCGGGCCAGCCGGCGGGGCAUUUAAACCCCAGCUGACCGCCGGCCUGGGACACGCGCAGGCUCCGCGCCCUCCUGCGUCGACUCAGCUUCGGGUACCAGCCAGGCAAGAUGCGGUCUUCCCUGGCUCCGGGUGUCUGGUUCCUCCGCUCCUUCUCCAGGGACAGCUGGUUCCGUGGCUUCACCCUGCUGCUCACCUUCCUCAUUUAUACCUGUUAUCACAUGUCCAGGAAGCCAAUCAGCAUUGUCAAGAGCCGUCUGCACCAGAACUGCUCAGAGCUGAUCAAACCCAUCAAUGAUACCCACAGUUUAAAUGAUACCUCGUGGUGCAGCUGGAGUCCAUUUGAUAAAGAUGACUACAAGGAAUUACUGGGGGCUGUGGAUAAUGCCUUCCUUGUGGCCUAUGCCAUCGGCAUGUUUAUCAGUGGAAUUUUUGGGGAGCGGCUCCCCCUCCGUUAUUACCUUUCAGCUGGAAUGCUGCUCAGUGGCCUUUUCACCUCCCUCUUUGGCCUGGGAUAUUUCUGGAAUAUCCAUGUACUCUGGUACUUUGUGCUCAUCCAGAUCUGUAAUGGACUUGUCCAGACCACAGGCUGGCCCUCAGUGGUGGCUUGUGUCGGCAACUGGUUCGGGAAAGGGAAGCGGGGGUUCAUCAUGGGCAUCUGGAAUUCCCAUACAUCUGUGGGCAACAUCCUGGGCUCCCUGAUCGCCGGCAUCUGGGUGAACCAAGAGUGGGGUCUGUCAUUUAUUGUUCCUGGUGUCAUCACAGCUAUCAUGGGCAUUAUCACCUUCCUCUUCCUCAUUGAAUACCCAGAAGAUGUGGACUGUGCCCCUCCACAGCACCACGAUGGGUCAGACAAGGACCAGGACAACCCUGAGGACCCUGAAAACAGUCCCUACACUAAUAGGGAGAGCAGCCAGGAGACCAUGACCAGCUGCUCCAAGGAGCCAUGCGCUGAGCCUGUGGCCAUCAGCUUCCUGGGGGCACUCAAAAUCCCGGGUGUGAUCGAGUUCUCUUUCUGUCUGCUCUUCGCCAAGCUGGUCAGUUACACCUUCCUCUACUGGCUGCCACUUUACAUCUUCAAUGUGGCUCACUUUGGUGCCAAGGAGGCUGGGGACCUGUCUACGCUCUUUGAUGUUGGUGGCAUCAUAGGUGGCAUCAUGGCAGGGCUCAUCUCUGACUACACCAACGGCAGAGCCACCACUUGCUGCAUCAUGCUGAUGUUGGCUGCCCCCAUGAUGUUCCUGUACAAUUACAUUGGCCAGAAUGGGAUUGUCAGCUCCAUAGUGAUGCUGAUUAUUUGCGGGAUGCUGGUCAAUGGUCCUUAUGCACUUAUCACCACAGCAGUCUCUGCUGAUCUGGGCACUCACAAGAGCCUGAAGGGCAAUGCUAAGGCCCUCUCCACUGUCUCAGCCAUCAUCGAUGGCACGGGCUCCAUAGGUGCUGCUCUGGGGCCCCUGCUGGCUGGACUCAUUUCCCCCACAGGCUGGAACAAUGUCUUCUACAUGCUCAUCUCUGCUGACAUCCUGGCCUGCUUGUUGCUCUGUCGGUUGGUGUACAAAGAGAUCCUGGCUUGGAAGUCAUCCCUGAGCAAAGGCAGAGGGUAUAAAGAAAUAUGAAGCCUCGAUUGGAAAAGAAGUGUGGAGGGUCCCUGUUGGGUCCCCAAAGCACUCCACAUGGGCAAGACAAUGGAAAUUUCUACUGACAGGUGAGGCAAAGCCUCCUGAUCCAACACCAGCCGACCUAGCCCAACCCAUGAAGCUGCUAAGGGUACAGAAAAUUCUCUGUGGGAAGGGACUGCCAAGCCAAGGACAUAAAAGGCUCAAGGACUGAGCUCUGAGAGCUGCAAGCAGAAGGGAUGGGAUCAGAGCAGGAGGGAAGGACAUGCAGACUACUGCUUAUUCAGAUUCCAUGACUGAAGGCAAAGACUAUAGGACCAAGGCCUGGAAAAGGUGUCUCUUCUUCGCAUGUUCAAUUCUCAUUUCUGCAAUCACCCAGUUCCUGUAGGAGUCAUCUCUCCCGUUUCAUAGGUGCCCAGCCUCUCUUUGUCUCUUUGUCCACAAAUCAGUCUUCUCUGUGUAUUUCCCCAAGUUGGGUCCUCUUAUUCUACCCCCAUUUGAUCCUGUUGAUAACUUCUUAGGCCAUUUUGAUUAAAGCUUAUGGCUGCUCUUCCAGGGCCAAGACUAUGGUAGGGCAAGAGAGCUGCCUCAGUAAGGGGGCACUUACUCUUGGGCUUGUGUGUGUGCCCGUCCUGACAGCUGAAUGCCUCUUUGCCUCACCCUGGUCCUUAGCCCUUGAUGAUGCCUCAGUGGACAAUGAUAUCAGUGUCAGUGUUAUGGGAACUGAUGGGGUGAGGCACGACUGAGAAUCCUAGCAUGUGUGGUACACGCUUUGAGAAUGAAUGCCAGUGGAUACUGAGUGUGUACUACACACCAGCUCUAUCAUAGGAAUGAAGUAGACAAUGCACAGUUGAAAAGGAUUCUCACCACUAGCACAAGUACCAGGUUGACAAGAAAUGAGGGUGCUGCUGGUUCUUUUGAGCAGCUGCUAACAUGCUGUUGCUUGGAGCUGUCAGCAGUCCCCUUCUAUCCAGUGUUCUGAUGUGCCUGCUUCUACACCAGGUCCUGGGUGUGACAUGCCAGGCUGACUCCUGGCAUUUUCGACUGACUUCUAUAGCUACCCAUCAGUACUAAUAUAGAUUUCCUUUGCCAGCUGUGCUGUGCUAAUCCUUGACAGGUCCUGGCCCAGCAGCAGCAAGCAGGGUUCACAGGGUUUGUUGAACUAGGGUCCCAGGAGCACACAUUUGGUGUGCAUUCAUGGAGGGCAUGCUAAUGACAUUGAUGACUUGCGGAACAUGCUGGAAGCCUCCAGCCUCAUAGAAGAUACAGCCAUUGUAUUUACUGGGAUACUGGGUGGGCUGGUGCAGUACCCUGGAUACACAGGUUAAAAUAAGUUGUGUUUGCUACAGUGGUAACACCUAGGGGAGUUUCAUGUGCUUGAUACACACUUUGGCUCUGGAAGGAGUCAGUCAGAGAUCUCUAAGUCUUCAGAGCCUACAGGGGCAGGACCUAUGAUAUAUGGCUUUAUGUUCAGAAUUUAUGAUUACUUCUCACAAGACCGGAAAGAUUUAUCUGACUUUAACACCUAGGAGGGAUAGGCUUAAGGAGAAGCUGUGUUACUUUUAAGAGCCACUAGAUGGUGAUACAAUCCUGUGGUAGAGUCCAGCGUGGGCAGGUGUUGCGGCCCUGCUUACUGGAAGGGAGAGUGCAGAGGUUUCCUUACUGGCCCUCUCUGCUGGGGAUGAUGGUCAGGGGAGAGGGUGUGGCUCUUCUGGAGGUCUUCUCUUCCCUACCUUCACUGUUAACUAGCAUUACACCUAUUUCCUUUUCUAGAAAAUGGUAAUAACAUUCCCUACCUCAUAGGAGUGGUGUGGAAAGGAGAUCAUGCCCUUAAGGAACUUGUCUCAUCAGGGAUAAUAUAAGGGAUAUGAAUAGGCUUAUAAAUGACACAAGCCUCCCGCUGCCACUUGCAGCAUUUUAUCACCUCUGCUCUCAUCCAUCCUCUUCCCCAAUCUGCUGCAUAGCACUGGUGUCUGUCAUAAAUGGAUGCCAUGCUGCUCUACUAAGACUAAACUCCCACAGGACAAAGGAGUGAAGAAAGAAAAUGGCAGCCCACCUGUCACGUUUCUAAGCUUGUCCCUUCCUGCCCACCUCUCACUAUUUGCAGCAACUGAAUCAGUUGAGCAUCUGCCUGUUUAGCCAACAACUCUUAAGGCGAUCUGAAGGGAGACUCCAGCACUAGGAUCUCUGGGAAAUGAACAAGACAUAUCAGCUCCUCUCAGCAGAUAAGUCUGGCACUGGAGAGAAGCAAGAAACACUGUGGGGCUCAGAGCAUGGCCUUGGAAAUGAGGGCUUGGGCUGUGGCUGGGCAGUUGGGGAAAGCUCCAAAAGCUGGGGGUUCCACAGUGCUGAGAUCUGCCCCUUGGCACUCACCAUCUAGGGCCAGGCUGUCCGCCCUCCUCAGCUCUGGGCAUUGGCUGUUCACUAGAGGCCUGGUACCUGCAUUCUCUCUGGGCCUCUGCACUCACACGGGGCUAAUGCAGGAGCAUUACGUUAAUUAGUUAUUCAUUUAAUUUAACUUCACAUUUGGUCUCAAUUAAGCUUAAAAUGUUCUUCCUCGUAGAUGCUACAAUAGCACUUGUAAUUAAAAAGCAAUAAUUCUUUGCGUUUCUCCUUUAGAGAUCCAUUGGGAGGUUGGCUAGUGUGUGUGGGACUAGUGUUGGUGGAAGGGUAUUGGGGGAGGAGGAGGUAAGAAGCAAUGGAAAGAAAGGGAAAGAAGCUCUCAAUAGAGCUUAGCAUUAUGAAGCUGCCAUGAAGACUAGUAAUUGGGAGGAGAAACUCAACAUGCCAUGGGGAUCUGGGAUUGAGGUGUAGAGAGUGGCUGCAGAGAACCCUAGGAAGUGGAUAAAACAACAGACCUUGCACAUAAGGUUGUGGGAAUGAAGAGAGGGCCAAUGGAGCGUAGGAGACAUUCCUGAUAGCUGGAAGAUGGGACCAUAUAUUCCAUAGUAGGUAGAUAGAAUGUGUUCCCUCCCCACAAAAGAUGUCUGUAACCUAAUUCCCAAAACCAGUAAAUAUGUCACUUUACCUGACAGAUGUGAUAAAAAUUGUGGAGGCACUACCCCACCUUGCUAGGUGGGCCCAUGUAACCACAGGGCUCCUUAUAAAUCAGAGAGAGAAGCAGGAGUGUCAGCUGGAAGAUGUUAUCCUGCUGGCUUUAAAGACUGAGAAAGCAUCCAAUGGCCAGGGAAUGUGGGCAACUUAGAGAAGCUGGAAAAGGCAGGGGAAUGUAUUUCCCCCUAGAGUCUCCAAAGUCUUGUCUUUAGCUCCAUGAAACACAUUUCUGACUUCUAACCUCCAAAACCAUAAUAUAAUAAAUUUGUACUAUUUUAAA